Molecule: messenger RNA, 1033 nt
Organism: Thalassophryne amazonica
Lineage: Eukaryota; Metazoa; Chordata; Actinopteri; Batrachoidiformes; Batrachoididae
Product: claudin-20-like
Exons: 1
Coding region: 230-955 (241 amino acids)
Biological process (GO): cell adhesion; bicellular tight junction assembly
Cellular component (GO): bicellular tight junction; plasma membrane
Molecular function (GO): structural molecule activity
Source: RefSeq, a predicted model, not a curated record
UCCCGUAAGAAAAAACUGAGGUGAGUGAAGGUAGAAAGGACGCGCACUCAUUUCAGCUUCUCAUUUCUUUCCUCCAGUGCUUGGACUCCAGAGGUGCAGCAGCUGAGAAGCCAGGGACUGGAAGCUGUGGUGAGAGAGAGCGAGUGAGGGGUCAGUGUGCCCGGGUGGCACGGGGUGAAUGCUGCCGGGUGAGCAGGAGGGCUGAGGCGGCAGCCACUCGACACGGAGCAUGGCAUCCACUGGAAUGCAGAUAUUUGGAUUUGUCCUCGCACUGCUGGGUAUCAUGGGCGCCAUGGUUGCCACUCUGCUGCCCAACUGGAAGGUCAGCGCAGAGGUGGGCUCCAACAUCAUCACAGCCAUCUCCCAGAUGCAGGGACUGUGGAUGGACUGCACGUGGUACAGCACCGGCGUGUUCAGCUGCACACUCAAGUACUCGGUGCUGUCCCUGCCGGCGUACCUGCAGACUGCCCGCACCACCAUGGUGCUGUGCUGCGUGAUGGCUGCCAUGGGCCUCUGCCUGGCAUCCCUGGGGCUCAAGUGCACCCGGUGGGGAGGUGGGCGGCGUUCCAAAAGGCACGCUGCUAUUGCAAGUGGUGGCUGCUUCAUGGCUGCAGGCUUCCUUUGUCUGGUGCCUGCUUCCUGGUUUACCAACGAGGUCAUCACCAACUUUCUGGACUCCAGCGUGCCGGAGAGCAAUAAGUUUGAGCCCGGCGGCGCCGUCUACGUGGCCUUUGUUUCUGCAGGUUUCCUCUUUGUGGGAGGGUCCAUCUUCUGCAUGUCCUGCUCCGGGAAGAGGCACGGACCUCAAGACCUGGUGCUGCUGCCUCCCCCUGACAAAUUACUGCUUCAGCAGCAACAACUGCUCCAGCAGCAGCAGCAGGAGCUCCAGCACCAGUACUGCUCCCUCUCCCCUUUAGACAAUAAGACCGGCUACAGCCUGCAGGACUACGUGUAACAAAGUAGCGCUGGGUGCAUUUCGGCUAAAACAAGAUGAGCCGGAGGGGGAAACUCUCCUGGAUUUAUGGAAGCAGAU